Molecule: messenger RNA, 939 nt
Organism: Haliotis rufescens (red abalone)
Lineage: Eukaryota; Metazoa; Mollusca; Gastropoda; Lepetellida; Haliotidae
Product: glycine, glutamate and proline-rich protein-like
Exons: 7
Coding region: 91-882 (263 amino acids)
Biological process (GO): peptidoglycan catabolic process; defense response to Gram-positive bacterium
Cellular component (GO): extracellular region
Molecular function (GO): lysozyme activity
Source: RefSeq, a predicted model, not a curated record
GUGAGAUUAGAGGCCGCACCUGUUUCUAAAAGACCGUGGACAUAGUCCUUUAGGUGAAGAGCUGUUUCCUCGGCGACAUCAGUUCAAGCCAUGCACAUUUUCCUUGUCUUGACCGCAGCCGUCGCUGCCGUUAAUGGUGAUGCGUGUACAUCGCACGUGCUGACAGGAACGCACGCGGGAACUCAUGGAGUUGGAUGCAUGAAGGCGAGCUGUUGUGCGGACAACUUCAAGUUGGCCAGUCUCUGCUCGGGAAGUGACGUCUGCUGUUUCAGCCAUGACACUUGUGGAUCUUCAAGCGGCGGCAACUACAACUGCUACGGCGACGUGAUGAAGUUACGCCCCGCUGGAGCCAGCGCCAGAACAUCCUCGGGCUUAGGGUACUCGGGUGUGCAGGCGUCCAAUCACAUGGUGGACCAGGACUAUGCGGAACUCAGCAAGCGGAAGUCCUGCUACGUCCGAGCCGGAGCUAACAACUGCAUCCACCCAGCCGUAGUUGCCGGCGUCGCUAGUCGGGAAACACGGGGCGGAAAGCUGCUGUACAGCACAGGGGGAUGGGGCGACCAUCACCACGCCUGGGGCAUCAUGCAGUGUGAUGUGUUUGCUUCCGGUCUGGGCUCCACGUGCCAGAAGUACGCGUGGGAUAGCUGUGACCAUAUCGACCAGAUGACCCGUGUCAUCCUUGUGCCCUACAUCAAGCAGGUGAAGGCCAAGCACCCGACAUGGUCACCCGAACAACAAAUGCAAGGAGGUGUGUCGGCCUAUAACGCUGGGGUUGGCAACGUUGCUACAUGGGCACACCUCGACGUCGGAACAACUGGCAGCGACUACAGUAAUGACGUCAUUGCACGUGCACAACACCUUAUAAAGCAACAUGGUUGGUGAUCUGGUACUGAGUUAAACAGGAUAUUGUUUUGAUCGUAAUAAAUAUUCAGACAAAUA